Molecule: messenger RNA, 1014 nt
Organism: Vollenhovia emeryi
Lineage: Eukaryota; Metazoa; Arthropoda; Insecta; Hymenoptera; Formicidae
Exons: 1
Coding region: 1-1014 (337 amino acids)
Source: RefSeq, a predicted model, not a curated record
AUGUUACGACAAUUCUGGAGUCAACAUCUCGACUGGGACACUGAGAUUGAUGCAGAGAACAGAAGUCAAUUUCUAGAAUGGAUGCAGCAGUUAAAUUUACUACGAGUCAUGAAGAUUCCUCGCUGGAUUUUUGGUGAGCAGCGGGAUGAGGAUUCUAUAUCCUUCCAUAUUUUUGUAGAUGCAAGCAAGGAUGCCUACGCCGCCGCUCUGUUUAUCAGAGUGCGAUCCAGAGCAGAAGUCAAGGUGCAUCUAGUUGAAGCAAAGUCAAGGGUAGCACCGCAAGGAAAGAAAACGAUACCCCGUCUCGAGUUACUGGCUGCUUCAAUCGGAGCAAGGAUGAUGCACUCCUUCGACAAAGCAAUGAAUUAUAAACAUAUUAAGAGAUAUUUCUGGAGCGAUUCAACGACCGUCUUGUCCUGGAUACGUCAAGAGAAGCAAUGGGCGGUAUUCGUGUGGAAUCGAGUCCAGGAAAUAAGGAAGCUUACUAAUCCAAAGUCCUGGAGAUAUGUGCCUGGAGCCCUAAAUCCGGCAGACUUGCCCUCCAGAGGCUGUAAUGCGAGGAAGCUUUUUGAGUCUAGAUGGUGGGAGGGCCCAGCAUGGCUAAAGUCACCACCCGAAGAAUGGCCAGCAGAAGAAGAAGAAGCACUAAUUAAUGAAGAACUUCGUAAAACUCCAACACAGUCAAAAAUUAAAGAAGAGACAUUUUCUGUGGUUGGGGGGAAUAUAGUUAUGAGUAACAUUACGAAGGACUCUACAGCACAAGGUGUUCCAUGGUAUUUACAAAGAUUUUCAUCGUAUUCCAAAGUUUUACGUCUGAUGGCAUGGAUGUCAAGGUUCAUCACAAAUUGCAAGAAGACACACACGAUCAAGGAUGAAGAGGUAACUGCGAAAGAAGUGAUUUCGGCUGAAUUGCUUUUGUGUCGAUUGGCACAGAAAGAAUCGUUCAAAGGAGCAAAAGAUCCGCGACUACUAAAACUGGACGUCUUUGAGGACUUUUACGCUCACGAACAGUGA